This is a messenger RNA of Erythranthe guttata (spotted monkey flower), 3723 nucleotides long. The record is from RefSeq and is a predicted model, not a curated record. Lineage: Eukaryota; Viridiplantae; Streptophyta; Magnoliopsida; Lamiales; Phrymaceae.
AUGGGACGAGGGUCAGGAUUUGAUAGAUCGAGCCGAGGAUAUUUUGGUCGAGAAAGAGAUGGAGUUUAUCAAAACCGUAGCUCAAUGAAAUUGAUUAUACCACCCUUUCAAGGUAAGAGUGAUCCCGAGGCGUAUAUUCAAUGUGAAAGAAAGGUUGAGCACAUAUUCGAUUGUGAUUACUAUUCUGAAAAGAAGAAAGUGAAGCUGGCCGUCGAAGCGUUCAUUGACUAUGCAAUGAGUUGGUGGGACCAAUUUGUCUUAACUAGGCGGCGUUGUGAUGAGCCACCAAUUGAUGAUUGGGAUUCCAUGAAGGCAGCUAUGAGAAAGAGGUUCGUUCCUGCCCAUUAUUAUAGGGAAUUGGAGAUGCAAAGCUUGAGGCAACAAUUCAAGACUAAGAGAGGAGAGCGUCUGAGCAAGAAAUUCGUGAACUUGUCGUCCAACUUUGAGGAUGAUUCUACAAAGGAGAUACAGAUCAUUUACGUGUCACCAUCUCAGAGGAAUGAUAACCUUGAAAUUCCCAUGGAGGAAAAUGUUCUGGACAUCGUUGAAAGCAUUGGUGCAAAAAUUGAAGUGAUGCAAGACGAUAUUGUUGAGUUGCAACCCAAGGAGGAUCAAAAUAUUAGAAUGUCGGUAGCAAGAACUCGAGCUCAAAAUGCCGCUAACGAUCCUCACAAUCAAUCUCGUACCAUCCAAGACCUCACCGCCCUCGUCCGAGAACAAAAUGAACAAAUCAACCGCCUUGUUAACCUUCAAAACCGAAACCCUCCUCCUCCUCCUCCUCCCCAACCUAGAAAUACAGCCCCACAAGCCACCUACGAGCGAUUUUUGAAAAUGCAUCCUACCGAAUUCCACGGCGGCCCUAGUCCAACUGUUGCGGAAGAAUGGAUCAAAUCCCUCGAAGUUAUUUUCGAGUACAUGGUGAUGAACGAUAGCGACCGAAUCCAUUGCGCACUAUUCUUAUUGAAAAACGAAGCCCGAAAUUGGUGGGAAGGCGCAAAGAGUGGAAUCGAUCUAGCAAAUACCACUUGGGAAGCUUUCAAAGUUCUUUUCUUUGAAAAGUAUUUUUCCAAAAUUGUCCGACCACAAAAGCUUAAGGAGUUUCUCGAACUCAAACAAGGAAACCUAACCGUUGCCGAAUUCACACGCCGUUUCGAGCAAGGAAGCCUCUACGCACCUUUCAUAUCCAAAGACGACACCGAAAAGAUGAAUCACUACCUAAGAGGCCUCAACCCGAUAAUCAAGCGCGACGUUCGACUAACCUCUGCCUCUACUUUCCGCGGAGUAGUGGACAAAGCCUUGGAAGCCGAACAAGACGAGAUGGAAAUACGACAAUGGAGACCUCCUCAUGAUGCCUCUUCUCGACCAUGGAAGAAACCGAACCUCAACAACGCCAAAGGAAAGCAACCGAUCAACCGAGCAACCGUGACCCCGAGCAACAAGCCCUUUUGCCCUAAAUGCAAGCGAGAACACUCAGGCGAUUGUGUUGCCGGAACCAACCACUGUUUUCGAUGCAAGAAGCCCGGACACAUGGUCCGAGACUGCCCUAUCGCCCCAAGACAAGUGCCGGGACGAGUAUUCGCCAUGACAAGAGACCAAGCCGAAGCUGACCCGUCAAUGAUCGCAGGUACCGUUAAUGUGUAUAAUAAUUUUGUGUAUGCCCUCAUCGACUCCGGAUCAACUCACUCAUUCAUCUCAAGUACCCUCGUUGCCGAACUCCGCCUAGUCCGUAGCCAAGCCGAUGCCUUGUUUAGUAUACUUAUUCCUUCCGGUGAUGAACUUAAAUCAAAUUUCAUCAUCAAAUAUUGCCCUAUUCAGAUUCAUAACCAAACCCUAGCCUCCGAUCUGAUCAUCCUACCCAUUAAACAUUUCGAAAUAAUCCUCGGAAUGGAUUGGUUAUCAAAAUUCGACGCCCAAAUCAAUUGCGCCCACAAAACCGUUCGUUUCUCCUUACCGAAUGGAAGUUCUCUCGAAUUCCGAAGCUCGUACAAUCCGUCGAUUCCUAUCAUUUCCGCCAUCAAAGCGAGCAAAAUUAUUCAAAAAGGACAUCUAUGUCUUCCGCCCGAUCGCGAAAUCGAAUUUGAAAUUAAUUUGAUCCCCGGUUCCGCUCCUAUCUCGAUGGCAGCUUAUCGCAUGGCGCCGUUAGAGCUAAAGGAACUCAAGGACAUAAUUCAAGAUCUUAUCGACAAGAAGUUCAUCCGCCCUAGUUUUUCCCCAUGGGGUGCUCCGGUACUCUUCGUGAAAAAGAAAGACGGAAGCCUCCGAAUGUGUAUCGACUACCGAGAACUCAACAAGGUCACCGUAAAAAACAAGUAUCCAUUGCCACGAAUUGACGACCUUUUCGAUCAACUUCAAGGCUCCACGGUCUAUUCCAAAAUCGACCUUCGUUCCGGAUAUCAUCAAUUGAAGAUCAAGAAGGAAGAUAUUCCGAAAACCGCGUUUCGGACUCGCUACGGCCAUUACGAAUUUGUAGUGAUGUUGUUUGGUCUAACCAACGCCCCAGCCGCUUUCAUGGAUCUCAUGAAUCGAAUCUUCCGCAAAUACCUCGAUCAAUUUGUGAUCGUAUUCAUCGACGAUAUCUUGGUGUAUUCAAGAAAUGACGAAGAACAUCGGAAUCAUUUGGAAAUGGUGCUCCAAACCCUCCGAGAGAACCAACUCUAUGCGAAGUUUUCCAAAUCUAAGUUUUGGUUAAGACAAGUCCACUUUCUUGGUCACGUAAUUUCCAAGGAAGGCAUAGCCGUCGAUCCAAGCAAAAUUGAAGCCGUUUGUAACUGGUCAAUUCCUCGUAAUGUCGGAGAAAUCCGAAGUUUCCUCGGCCUCGCAGGCUACUACCGACGGUUCGUUCCGAACUUUUCCAAAAUAGCCGCUCCACUCUCUCGUUUGACCCGAAAGGAAGUCAAGUAUCAAUGGACUCCCGAAUGCGAGUCUAGUUUCCAAGAACUCAAGAAGCGAUUAACCUCAGCACCAAUCCUCGCUCUACCGGAUAAGACCGGAAACUAUGUUGUCUAUAGUGACGCCUCCAAGCACGGGCUCGGAGCCGUCCUAAUGCAAAACGGGAAUGUAAUUGCCUAUGCCUCUAGACAAUUAAAAGACUACGAGAAGAAUUAUCCGACGCACGACUUAGAACUCGCGGCAGUCGUGUUCGCCCUCAAAAUUUGGAGACAUUACCUUUACGGCGAAAAAUGUUCGAUCUUCACCGACCACAAAAGUCUCAAGUACUUCUUUACUAAAAAAGAACUCAAUAUGAGGCAAAGAAGAUGGCUUGAAUUAGUCAAGGACUAUGAUUGCGAAAUCCUUUACCAUCCCGGUAAAGCCAACGUUGUCGCCGGCGCUCUUAGCCGAAAAUCCAUGUCCGCCUUGAUCAUUAAACCGCCGCUCGAAUCAACUAUCAAGUCCGCUCAAGACCAUGAUGAUCAACUUGUCAAAAUCCGAGAAGGCUUAGCAACCGGUCAAAAUUCAAAUUUCUCAAUGACCGACGGCAAAAUCUUGAAAUUUCAAGGGAGAAUUUGCAUUCCGGCGAACAAGGAGAUAAAGGGAUUAAUUCUCGACCGAAUUGGUGGCCAAGCCUAUCGCCUAGCCCUACCGCCUCAACUAUCCAAAUCCACAAUGUCUUUCACGUCUCCAUGCUCCGAAAAUAUAUUCCCAACCCUAACCACAUCCUUGAAACCGAACCCCUCGAUUUAUGCCCGAACCUAUCCUUUACCGAAGAACCCUCCCAAAUAUUAG